Messenger RNA from Geodia barretti, 250 nucleotides. The record is from the annotation of a GenBank genome assembly. NCBI's taxonomy places the organism in Eukaryota, Metazoa, Porifera, Demospongiae, Tetractinellida, Geodiidae.
GAGACCGAGCAGGAGAGAAGAGAGAGAGAAUCUGUGACUGAGGUACUUGGAUGCUGCGCAAAACAAAGGAAGGAAACUGGAGGACGUAGGGGAAAGACAGAAAAGGAGGAAGAUAUCCCAGUUGAAGAGCUACACUACGCUUGCUCUGAAACCUCUGGAGAGUUAUGGCCUUACGCUGCACAGUGUCACUGCAGUCACAGACAAAGGAUGCUCUGUGUCUCUUGAUAUGUCUCCAGGAACUUCCUCAGCA